AUGUCUAUAUCAAGUAAUCUAUAUGUGGAUCUGAAUUUCCGUGCUAUUAAUUACUCGGCUGAAGUAUAUUUAAAUGGGCACAAGAAGGUCCUGCCAAAGGGAAUGUUUCGAAGACAUUCUCUUGACGUCACCGACAUUCUGCAUGCUGAUCAUCAAAAUUUGCUUGCAGUUCUUGUUCACCCUCCUGAUCAUCCUGGGAGGAUUCCUCCUGAGGGAGGCCAAGGCGGUGAUCAUGAGGUAUGUAUUUCCCUUAAACCCAACUAUUAUUUUCCCCUGUAUAUUUAG
Ilex paraguariensis (yerba mate) is the source of this 285-nucleotide messenger RNA. Lineage: Eukaryota; Viridiplantae; Streptophyta; Magnoliopsida; Aquifoliales; Aquifoliaceae. The record is from the annotation of a GenBank genome assembly.